Messenger RNA from Phasianus colchicus (ring-necked pheasant), 612 nucleotides. The record is from RefSeq and is a predicted model, not a curated record. Lineage: Eukaryota; Metazoa; Chordata; Aves; Galliformes; Phasianidae.
CGGCGCCGUCCCGCAGUUUGUGGCGGCCACCUCCGCGCCCUGGUGCGCACCCAGGAGCUGUUUUCCCACGCGCAGUUCGGGGACGCCCCGUACCCGGGGGGCAGCGAGUGCCGCUGGGUGCUGGCGGCCGAGCGGGGCUACGGGGUGGAGCUCAUCUUCCAGAGCUUCGAGGUGGAGGAGGAGGCGGACUGCGGCUACGACUACCUGGAGCUCUUCGACGGCUCCGACGGCACCGCGCCGCGCCUCGGCCGCUUCUGCGGCUCCGGGCCCCCCGAGCCGCUGUACUCCGCCGGAGACGCGGUGCUGCUGCACUUCCACUCUGACGACACCAUCAACAAGAAGGGCUUCCACCUGCGCUACACCAGCACCAAAUUCCAGGACACGCUGCACGCCAGGAAGUGACGGCAGCCCGCAGCCCCCAGAGGGGGGGGAGAAAUGGGGAGGGGGGGGCGGCGAGCGCCGCCGCGGAGCCCCAACCCCGCAGGACUGCAUGGAGGAGCGCGUGGGGCUGCGGGGGGUGAUGGGGUCACCGGGCCCCCCUGCGAUGGGGGGGGGUUUGUAGGGGGGGGGGCUGCCCGUCCCGUGUCACGGAAUAAAGGCUCUUGUAUUUGG